This is a messenger RNA of Lepisosteus oculatus (spotted gar), 861 nucleotides long. NCBI's taxonomy places the organism in Eukaryota, Metazoa, Chordata, Actinopteri, Semionotiformes, Lepisosteidae. The record is from RefSeq and is a predicted model, not a curated record.
UGCCAGCACGUGAAGGUGGAGCCGGAGGUCCUCGCGUACCCGGGUCAAGACGUCACGCUGCGCUGCCAGUUUGUUCAGGACGGGGAGGCCAAGCUGACGCAGGUGUCCUGGAUAUGGGAGCCCGUGAACGGGCAGAAGCAAAACAUCGCCGUCUUCCACCCGAACUUUGGCGCCAGCUACCCCAGCUCGCCGCUCAAGGGGCGCAUCAGCUUCAUCAACUCCUCCCUGGAGAACCCCUCCAUCCACAUCACGGCGCUGGUCCUGGGUGACGAGGGCAAGUACACUUGCGAGUAUGCCACCUACCCCAGCGGCAACGAUCAGGGCACCACCAGCCUCUUCGUGCUGGUCAAGCCUCGGAGCUCUGCCGACAUCAUCACGGUCCCCGCAGGGGACAGCCCCGUCGCCGUGGCGCGCUGCGUGGCAGCCGGCGGCCGGCCGGCGGCCGAUGUGUCCUGGGAGACGGCGGCCCAGGGGAACUGGACCACUGUGCCCACGCAGAACUCGGACGGCACCGUGACCAUGACCAGCGAGUACCUGCUCGCCCCCACCAGCGAGGACAACGGCAAAGACAUCAGCUGUGUGGUGAAGCACAAGACCCUGAAAAUCCCGGCGAGAUUCCCUCUCAAACUGUUUGUCGAAUGUAAGGGACUGACCAGCUCUAUGCCAGAGAACGUGGUCAUCUCUCAUAACAAGCUGACGGUCCUGAAAGUGGACGAAGCUGUGAACUCCACCUUCGUCUGCGAGGUGAACACCCGGCUGGGUGCUACUCGGGAGCAGAUCAGCGUGAUCGUGAGAGGUCAGUACUCCCGCGGCGAGCUGUACGAGGUGCAGCUGUUCCCAGACUAGAGAGCGUUUAUAAGA